AGGGGAAAACGAUGAGGAGGGGGCGGGAAUUCCCGACUUGAGGCCGGAACCGAGCGGAUGCCUAGUAGUGAGACCCUCGAGAGAUCUGAGAGUCGUUGGAGCCACCACAGCCACCAUGGGGCCCUGGGGAGAGCCAGAGCUCCUGGUGUGGCGCCCCGAGGCAGCAGCCUCAGAGCCCCCAGUGCCUGUGGGCCUGGAGGUGAAGUUGGGGGCCCUGGUACUGCUGCUGGUGCUCACUCUCAUCUGCAGUCUGGUACCCAUCUGCGUGCUGCGCCGGACUGGCGCUAACCCUGAAGCCUCAGCCUCCCGCCAGAAAGCCCUGAGCCUAGUAAGCUGCUUUGCGGGCGGUGUCUUUCUGGCCACGUGUCUCCUGGACCUGCUGCCUGACUACCUGGCUGCCAUAGAUGAGGCCCUAGCAGCCCUGCAUGUGACGCUCCAGUUCCCUCUACAAGAGUUUAUCCUGGCCAUGGGUUUCUUCCUGGUCCUGGUGAUGGAGCAGAUCACUCUGGCUUACAAGGAGCAGUCGGGGCCACCACCUCGAGAGGAGAUGAGGGCUCUGCUGGGAACAACGAAUGGUGGGCUGCAGCACUGGCAUGAUGGAUCAGGGGUCCCACAGGCAGGUGGAGCCCUGGCAGCCCCCUCAGCCCUGCGUGCCUGUGUACUGGUCUUCUCCCUGGCCCUGCAUUCCGUGUUCGAGGGGCUGGCGGUGGGGCUGCAGCGAGACCGGGCUCGGGCCAUGGAGUUGUGCCUGGCUUUGCUUCUCCACAAGGGUAUCCUGGCAGUCAGCUUGUCCCUGCGGCUGCUGCAGAGCCACCUGCGAGCACAAGUGGUGGCUGGCUGUGGAAUCCUCUUCUCAUGCAUGACACCUCUGGGCAUUGGGCUGGGAGCAGCUCUGGCAGAGUCAGCAGGGCCUCUGCACCAGCUGGCCCAGUCUGUGCUGGAGGGCAUGGCGGCUGGCACCUUUCUCUAUAUCACCUUCCUGGAAAUCCUGCCCCAGGAGCUGGCCACUUCUGAGCAGAGAAUCCUCAAGGUCAUUCUGCUCCUAGCAGGCUUUGCUCUGCUCACUGGCCUGCUCUUCAUCCAAGUCUAGGGGCCUCCAAGAGGGCAGGGGAGGUUAGGUUCACGUGCCCUUAACCUUCCUCUCCUCCUCCAGUGUGUGGGAAAUAGGAAGGGAGAUAUUGAGGACCAAAGAGUCCUCUGGGAGGUAGGGGUGGAGCCUUUGGAAUUAUUCAGUUAAUAAGAAGGAUGUGGGCAGACAAGAGCAUGGCUCCCAGGCUCAGGGGGACACAAGAUGGUCAAGUCACUAGAGACAUGAUCAAGGGACAAUAGUAUUAGGGAAGACAUUGAGUGCUAGUAUCAGGGGUCAGACAUUACACAGAGGACAAGCUGCCACUGGAGAGGCUGGAGGUGGGCACUCAGCUGCUGUGGGAGAGGGACAGAGAGGGCAUAGGCCCAGAGUAAGCAGUCCUGUUGGUUCCAGUUCAUUUCAGCCCUCUGUCACUUGGAGUGGACCCUUCCUACUUUUCGUAUCUAUCUUCCCAGUCCCUUCUCCCAGGGGACUAGUGCCAAAUGGCCUCUUUCUGCCAGUUUUGGUACCUUCUCUGGCUUCUCCAGUCCUGCUCCCUCACUCUAUUUUUAAAGUGCCAAAUAAAUCCCCUCCCUCUUUCUCAAAGCACAGUGAUGGCACUGAGCCCUGCCCAGCACCUCAGUGGAGGGGGCCUGCUUGCUCUUUGUUUUGGUCCCAGAUCCCGGGGUGGGGCAGAAAUGUUUGCCAACUUGGGGUGGGGGGAAAGUUUGAAGAGCAACCGCCCCCUACCGCUGCUGCACCCUAGGAAUACUGAACAGGAACGUGGUGCCCCAUGCCCAGAUGAUAAGCACUGAGCUGCCAAAAAAUUUUUUAUACCAGAGGAUCCCAAGGGGGGAGGGGAAGGCUCACCCCCAGGGUUAUUUUUGGGGAGGGAGGGGCUGUGUAUAGGCCAUAUUCUUUAGAAUCUAUUUUACUAACUGACUUGUUUUGGGAUAUAUUACCCAAAUAAAACAUGUUUCUAUACA
Molecule: messenger RNA, 2052 nt
Organism: Phacochoerus africanus (Common warthog)
Lineage: Eukaryota; Metazoa; Chordata; Mammalia; Artiodactyla; Suidae
Gene: SLC39A1
Product: solute carrier family 39 member 1
Exons: 4
Coding region: 116-1090 (324 amino acids)
Biological process (GO): zinc ion transmembrane transport
Cellular component (GO): plasma membrane
Molecular function (GO): zinc ion transmembrane transporter activity
Source: RefSeq, a predicted model, not a curated record